Messenger RNA from Pleuronectes platessa (European plaice), 2735 nucleotides. Its product is annotated as vang-like protein 2. The coding region runs from base 444 to 2021 and encodes 525 amino acids. Gene Ontology annotation, biological process: multicellular organism development; Wnt signaling pathway, planar cell polarity pathway; establishment of planar polarity. Gene Ontology annotation, cellular component: plasma membrane. The record is from RefSeq and is a predicted model, not a curated record. The transcript is spliced from 8 exons. Lineage: Eukaryota; Metazoa; Chordata; Actinopteri; Pleuronectiformes; Pleuronectidae.
CACAGCGGAUCCGGGAUGAACUGCGCGUCGCUGCCUUUGUGCGGAUCCGAUCCGGACUCAGCCUCGAGCCCGAAGACCAGACCCGAGGAGAAGUUCGAGUCCCGCCGCGAGCAGGAAGCAGGAGAACCCGGAGACACGUGCACAUCUCGGCUGCACGGGAGCGCGCGCACGGAGAGAGUCCGGACCAAGUUGAUCUGAGGGUUUUUGGAGCCGCGCGGAUCUGAGGCUGGAACGCGCUUUGUGCUGCAGCGGGUUCGAGUCCGGGCAGAAAGGCCUCCAAGAUAGAUUCCCUCAGGAGUGCAGUGGACUUGCUCCGCCUCCCUCUGGCCCUCUCCUCCAAGUCCAUCAGCAGCCACAGGAGCCAGCUGGGCGUGGUCUGGGAGAAGGGCGGCGGCUCCGGGGGAGGAGGGGCUCAGAAACCCCGCCCACCGCCGGCCUCCGACAUGGACAACGAGUCGAUGUACUCCGCCUACUCCUUCAAGUCGUCGCACUCACGGACCUCCCGCAAGCACAGAGAGAGGAGGGACAAGCAUCGCUCCAAGCCUCGGGACAGCAGCCUCCGCGGAGACAAGUCCGUGAGCAUCCAGGCUCCUGAGACGCUGCUGGACGUGGAGUCCACCCGCGGGGACGACCGGGACGACAACUGGGGCGAGACCAACACCGUGGUCACCGGCACCUCCGUGGACAGCGCCUCCCAAGAGGACCUGACACGGAUCUCCAAGGACCUAGAGGAGUCCUCGCCGCUGGAGUGCCGCCGUUACUUGGGCGUGGUGCUGGGCGCCGUGCUGGGGCUCUUCGCUCUGGUCACGCCUCUGGCCUUCUUGGCGCUGCCGCAGCUGCUGUGGCGGGACGUCCUGGACCCUUGUGGCACGCCGUGCGAGGGCCUCUACAUUUCUCUGGCCUUUAAGCUCCUGAUCCUCCUCAUCUCCACCUGGGCGCUGUUCCUCCGCCCGACCAGAGCCACUCUGCCGCGCUUCUUCAUCUUCCGCUGUCUGCUGCUGGCGCUGGUCUUCCUCUUCGUGGCGUCCUAUUGGCUCUUCUACGGCGUGCGGGUGCUGGAGCCCAGAGAGACGGACUACAGGGGGAUUGUGGGAUAUGCCGCCUCGCUGGUGGACGCGCUGCUGUUCAUCCAGUACCUGGCUCUGGUGCUGCUGGAGGUGCGGCACCUGCAGCCGGCCUUCUGCCUGAAGGUCGUGAGGACCACAGAUGGAGCCAGUCGCUUCUACAGCGUCGGACAUCUCAGUAUUCAGCGGGCGGCCGCCUGGCUUCUGGACCAGUACUACAGUGACUUCCCAGUCUAUAACCCCGCCCUGCUCAACCUGCCCAAGUCCAUCCUCACCAGAAAGAUGUCGGCCUUCAAGGUCUACAAUCUCGGAGAAGAGAACAGCACCAACGCCUCCUCGGGACAAUCCAGAGCCAUGAUCGCAGCCAACGCUCGCAGGAGAGACAACUCCCACACCGAGUUCUACUACGAGGAGGCCGAGGUGGAGCGCAGGGUCCGCAAGCGCAAGGCCAGACUGGUGGUGGCAGUAGAAGAAGCCUUCACCCACAUCAAGCGUCACCAGGAAGAGGAGGCGCUCGUGUCCUCGCCCAAACACCCGCGGGAGGUGAUGGACCCGAGGGAGGCGGCUCAGGCCAUCUUCGCCCCGAUGGCGCGGGCCAUGCAGAAGUACCUCCGAGCCACCAGGCAGCAGUCCUACCACAGCAUGGAGAGCAUCAUCGACUUCCUGCAGUUCUGCAUCACACACAACAUGACACCCAAGGCUUUCCUGGAGCGUUACCUCAGCCCCGGCCCCACCCUCCAGUACCUGGACAGCAGCAGGGGGCGCCAGUGGACACUAGUGAGCGAGGAGCCUGUGACCGCGUCUCUGCGCCAAAACCAGGUCUUCACCCUGAAGCGCCCGGACUUCUCCCUGGUCAUCACGGUGACACCACUUCCCUUCCUGCGCCUGGGCGAGGAGUUCGUCGACCCCAAAAGCCACAAGUUCGUGAUGAAGCUGCAGUCGGAGACGUCUGUGUAGGAGGAGAGGAGAUAAUAAUCCUGUAGCAUCACUUUGUAUCUGUUAAUAUAACCGUGCACAACUUUCACGUCAAAUGGAGUCGACAUUUAAACUCACUGACGAGAAGAGGCAACAGAAAUAACCUCUGACGUGGUUCCUCUUUCGGUUGUGGUGAGUCAGACGAGCCUCAGGCUGCGGACUGGUAACUGUGAUAAAGAACUGGAGAACGCCUCCACUUCCCAUCCCUCUGACAGGCUGUGGUUUUAUUCACUUCACUACAGAUGUAAUAGAGCGUUCGUUUAAUGAAACAAAGGAAGGAGCCGUCUCCCGAGGGUAGAAGCUGGAUUUAGAUCCCAAGAUGUAAUCAAGAGUUGUCAGAUGUCCCCCUGUGGCUGUGGUGUGAUAAAGUUCUCUUCAUUCAAACCACGUCUCAUUUCCCGUCGUGCCUGAACUUCUGUGAAAAGUCGACCUUUCACACGUGGUCAGGUUUUCACAGAACACAUCAAACACUGAAACCUUCCUCUCUUGUUAUAAUCCACUGAAGAGAGAGAGAGAGAGAGAGAGGUCCCACGCUCGAGUCGGAGGACGAAGACAGAAACACUGGACGGACUUUGAUUGUGUUAUUUCUCAUGAAGUUUUUAUUGAAUGGCUUUUCCAACUGUUAUAAUGUGUUUUUCAUACGGUUACUGAUGCACUGGCAACAAAUGUAGGAACAAUAAAGUGAAUGUUCAGUUA